Messenger RNA from Helianthus annuus (common sunflower), 711 nucleotides. RefSeq lists its product as uncharacterized. Lineage: Eukaryota; Viridiplantae; Streptophyta; Magnoliopsida; Asterales; Asteraceae. The record is from RefSeq and is a predicted model, not a curated record. Bases 1 to 711 code for a protein of 236 amino acids. The transcript has a single exon.
AUGAACGUUUUUACCGGCGUUGGGUGCAUGGGCAAGUGGGACGAGGCCACAUGGUGCCAUUUUUUCCCCCAGACCCUCACUGGAUUAGCGAGGGCCUGGUUCGAUUCUUUGCCAGUUGGAUCGCUGGCUUCAUUUGAACAAAUGCAAGCAAAAUUUCUAGCACAUUUCAGCCAGCAGCGACGUCACAAACGUGAUUCAAUGGACGUCAUUAACAUCUGGCGCGGAGAUAGCGAAAGCCUGGAGUCUUUCCUCAUCCGCUACAAUAAAGAAUGCCUCGAGAUCGGCGGGAUAGCAGAUCAAAUGGACCGCAACCAUUUCAUCCGUGCCGUCAAGUACGAUGAAAUGGUCAUGACCAUCUCAGGCAAGGAAGGCUUGCCAGAAAAGUGGGACGGCGUCAUGGCCGCGGUGAAGACGUACGCCCAAACCCAACGGUCUCUCAAACCGCACACUGGCAAGACGGAACCCCAGGUGGAAGGUCAAUCCUCCUGCCAAGACACCAAGCAUAACAACAAGUGCAACCGGGACACUUGGAAUCGCGACAACGAUUCCAAACCAUAUGUCCCGCGCAGUUACCAGCCCGACGCAAGGGUAACGAUCAAUACACAACGUGACCAGCGGGCAUCUAAGAAGAACCAAGAUCAACAAGCCGCCAAGAGACGUCCUCCUUAUGGACGCACAAUUCUUGCGACCGGCCCAGCCAAUGAAGUCUAA